Molecule: messenger RNA, 1326 nt
Organism: Sceloporus undulatus (fence lizard)
Lineage: Eukaryota; Metazoa; Chordata; Lepidosauria; Squamata; Phrynosomatidae
Gene: TRIM14
Product: tripartite motif containing 14
Exons: 7
Coding region: 1-1326 (441 amino acids)
Biological process (GO): innate immune response
Molecular function (GO): zinc ion binding; protein binding
Source: RefSeq, a predicted model, not a curated record
AUGUUAAAAAUCAUACAGGAGAGGAAAAAAUUAAAGAGGCAGCAGGAGGAGGAGGGAGAGCCAGGCUGCCUGGAGCAUGGAGGACGCCCCUUGGAGCUCUUCUGCCAGGAGUGCCAGCGCCUCUCCUGUGCCCUCUGCCCAGCCCUGGGAGACCACCGGGGGCAUCCCCUCGCCCUCCUGCCUCAGGCGGCCCAGGCCAAGAGGGAAAUAAUAGGAUUGUGCUUGCAUCAGUUAGCACUGAAGAGACAGCAGGAAAUGGACAACACAAAACAUAUAGAAGAAGCUACAAUUGCGCUUCAGGCUCAUGCACUGGCAAGUAAAAACUGGCUGAUGGGGAAGUUCACUGAGCUCCGACUGCUGUUUGACAAGGAAGAAACCUUAAUGAAACAAGACAUCGAUGAAAAGGUCCAGCAGACUUUAAGGGCUUAUGAAGAGCAGUCAGAGGCAUGCAAGGGACAAGUGAGGACCAUAGACAGUUUUGUAGACAGGAUCAGACAAAUCCAACUUCUGUCUGACCCGCUCCAUUUGCUGAAGGAGUACAGUGCGGUAGAAAAGGAAAUUUUGAAGCAGAGGAUCCCUGCAGAGCAUUUGGCUCCGGUGCCUAUGACAUUUGAACACGUUACAAACCACUUCAAGAGCUUUGUGGAGACCAUUCAGUCCAUCUUCCAGAAGCCACUCAAAGCACGGCUCAAAGAAGAUGUUUUUAGUAGCCUCAACAGCACCUUAAAGAAGGAGCCAGGAACCUUGCUGAAAGUGAACUCCUGCAUAGACCGGUCUCUUUUCUUAAAACAUGCAAGAACCCCCACACUGGAGAUAAAUAGUUUGCAUCCCAGGCUGACCUUGUCUGAGGACCAUCUUUCUGUAAGCUGCUGCUGGAGGAGAAAACUGUACCCCUCAAACUCACAAAGGUUUGACAAGCUCUGGCAGGUCUUGAGUAGAGAUUCCUUCCUUGCAGGGAGCCAUUACUGGGAAGUGGAUUUACUUCAAGCUCAGCAAGGAUGGUGGAUUGGGGCAACUUAUCCUUCUAUCAAGAGAAAAGGGGACUCUGAAUUUUGCCGUCUGGGCUGCAACCGGGCAUCUUGGUGUAUCAAAAGGUUUGACUUUGAAUAUUGGGCAUUCCAUAAUGGAGAGAGAACCCCAAUUCGGACAGAGGAAGAUCCUGACCGAGUAGGGAUUUUUCUGGAUUAUGAGGCUGGGGUCUUGUCUUUUUACAAUGUAACAGAUGGGAUGGCUCAUCUACACACAUUUCAUGCCAAAUUUACUGAGCCAGUUUACCCUGCGCUGAGGGUGUGGGAAGGGACAAUAACAGUAUGUAAGAUAACCUAA